This is a messenger RNA of Austrofundulus limnaeus, 832 nucleotides long. RefSeq names its product protein AMBP. NCBI's taxonomy places the organism in Eukaryota, Metazoa, Chordata, Actinopteri, Cyprinodontiformes, Rivulidae. The transcript is spliced from 7 exons. The record is from RefSeq and is a predicted model, not a curated record. The coding region runs from base 66 to 686 and encodes 206 amino acids.
UCAACUAAAAGGAGACUCAGAAGCAGGGUCUGGUGGUGGGCAGCUGAUCAGGACGGACCUUCAGGAUGCAACAAAUGAGGUGUUUAGUGCCUCUUCUGGUCCUGGGGUUGACCUGGAGCCUUCCCAGUGGUCCAGCCAGCCCACAGGAGAACUUUGAAUUUGAGCAGUUUAUUGGGAGGUGGUAUGAAACAGCUGUAGCUUCUACCUGCCCUCAUUAUUCGCUGCGUAAGAAAGGAAAUCCUGUCAUUGUUGCACUGGAAAUAAAAAACGUCACUUCUGAGGGAAACUUCACAAUGUUAGCCUCCACCUUCAGGAACGGGUCGUGUGAAGAGACCUCCACUGUUUACAGUUUGACCAACACUCCAGGACGAUUCUUUCACCAUGUGGCAAGGUUCAAUGCAGACGUUGAUUCCUUCGUGGUUCACACUGAUUAUAAUGAAUAUGCGAUGAUCCUGCAGCUGAGCACAGAGGAACCAUCAGGAAUUAAAACCACCACAGUGAAGCUUUACAGUCGAACUCUGAGCGUGAGUGCUCCUGUUUUGAACCUGUAUAAAACUCUGGUUGGACAACAUGUGAGUGAAGACGCUGUUAUUAUGAAUCAGCACAAAGGCGACUGUGCUCCAGGUGAGCAAGCGAUGAAGCUCACUCCUCAUCCUCAGACUUUUGUUCCUGAGAGGUCAAAUUGAAACACAAAGCUUUUCACACAGACCUGCUGAGAGGACAGCAGACAUUUACCUCCAGUGUUUGUGUGUAUUUCUCACAGAGAAGGAGAUGACUUCUUUGAUUUUACACACCUAUAAUAAUUAAAAUCUACUAAAUGUGAAAAAAAGAA